This is a messenger RNA of Coprinopsis cinerea okayama7#130, 756 nucleotides long. RefSeq lists its product as hypothetical. The record is from RefSeq and is a predicted model, not a curated record. Lineage: Eukaryota; Fungi; Basidiomycota; Agaricomycetes; Agaricales; Psathyrellaceae. The transcript has 2 exons. Bases 1 to 756 code for a protein of 251 amino acids.
AUGGACCAAUUCCAGAUUUCGAAACAGGUCGCUGAACAGUGGAGAGCCGAGUCGGACGAGACGAGGCGGAUGUACAUCCAGCAGACGAUGCAAGCCCAGGCUACCGGACGCUACCCCACUCCCCAUCCUAAUCCUAAUUCGCGGUACCACCACCACCCCUCUCGUCCCUCUCCCCCUUCCGGACAGUGGCUUGAAGGACAAGGCCAAGGACAAGGGUUCCCACCCUCCCAACCCCUCGCGAGCGCUUCCCGCCGUUAUCACGAUCAGACGCCCAGUGCCAGUCCCAGUCCCAAUUCCGAUCCCGAAUCAGAAUCAGAAUCAGCGGUACUAGACCCGUACACCCUCUUCGACAAAAUCUCCUCCUACCCACCAGGCUUCGCACCUCCCAACGGGGAAGGGCUCCCCACCCCUCCGCCCGCCCCUCCGCACGACGCUACGGUGGCGAUGGGUCGGUAUCCCGAAUUUCACUAUAACCACCAGAACCAGUAUCAGCAGCAGCAACAGCAACGUCAUCCUGCGUAUGCAGGAGCGCAGAGCCCACAUUACCCUUCUGUGGGCUCGCAUUGUCCGUCGCAGCGGUUCCCCCUCCCCAAAGUCGAGCGGCUCGUCAUCGUCAUCGACGCAUACACGCUCUGGCACGCGGCGCAGCAGCCCCUAGGAGGAUCAAUGAUGCAUCAUGGUAGUGGUAGUGGUGGCCAUUCGAGGAGUAGAAGUGGUAGUGGAUGCCCCUCCCCGAGUCGAUGCAUGGAGAUGUGA